Molecule: messenger RNA, 1588 nt
Organism: Penicillium brasilianum
Lineage: Eukaryota; Fungi; Ascomycota; Eurotiomycetes; Eurotiales; Aspergillaceae
Source: the annotation of a GenBank genome assembly
UCUCAUCUUUGUCUCCAUUUCCACUCAUUACUUUACCCAUUCAUCAUCAUGGCCUCCAGAAAGCGUGCCUCAGACCUCCAGGGUCCUGGUGACGAGACCCGUUCCCAGACCAAAAAGACAAAGGUCAAUGCAGGCAAUGAAACCACCAGCAAGACCGACGACAACGGAGAUCGAUAUUGGGAGAUCUCCAAGAUGCGCCGCGUGACUGUCUCGGAAUUCCGAGGCAAGACCAUGGUGAGCGUGCGCGAAUAUUACGAGAAAGAUGGAAAGGAACUUCCAGGGAAGAAGGGUAUCUCUAUGACUCUUGACCAAUUCUCCUCUCUCAUCAAACUUCUUCCCGACAUUGAGCAGGCUGUCCAACAGCAUGGCGAGUCGUUGCCUCGACCCGUAUAUACUGGAGCUGUGGGCCAGGCGGAUGCCGAGGACGGCGAAGCGCAAAGCGAGAACAGCAAGGUUGCCAGUCCCUCCAAGCAAAAUAUCGAGGCUACGAGUGACGAGGAUAGCGAUUCAUAGGCAGUGAACUCUGGCGGGUUUUGGACAUUUCUGGUAGCAUGCCAAAGCGUACGCUGCCUUCUAUUUUUCUAUGGCGUUGAAUACCCUGAUAAUGAAAUUAUUCAUGUUCUUGUUGCUGCUCUUCAUUCUCUCCCUUUAGUUUAUGAAUUCAACACUUUCACAUACUCGCUUCUUGAGUGGCUAGACGGGUGGCUAGGGAGCCACCUCGCCAGGCAUGACGAGCAUCUGUUUCGUGAACAAGCUGGUGCUGGUCCCCGACUCGACCCCAUCCUCCUCCACCGGGAGUGCGGAUAAUAAUUCGCUCGCCGGCCUGCAUUUGGACCGAGUUCUUCCCUCCUAGACUGAUAUACAGCUCCUCCGAGCUUCCGUCGGCUCUUUUGACUCGCCGCACCCAAAGGUUCUGGCCGCAUUUGGCAUCCUCGCCUCCCUCCAGGCCGUAAGGGUGGUAGACUCGACGUUCUGAGAGGAUGGAGACCUGUACUGGAGUGCGGAAUUCAAUGUCUCGAAUGACACCAUCUCCACCACGGUGCUGUCCGGCGCCCCCAGAGUCUGCCCGGAGACUGAACUCCCGAAGCAAAACGGGAUAUCGUCGUUCGAACACUUCGGCAUCGGUGAUUCGUGUGUUGGUCAUAUGGGUGUGUACUCCGGAAGUACCUUCCCAAUCCGGACCGGCUCCGCUCCCGCCGGCAAUGGUUUCAUAGUAACCAAAGCCUUUCGUCUCGGUCUCUCCUUGUAGAUUGCCUCCAAAUCCGAACGUCAAGUUGUUGGUGUCACCUUGAGAAGCGGCGCAAGCCUGGAAGCAUUUCAGGAUCACAUCGGUAACUCGUUGACUCUGCGAAAUUUGGACGCAGUUAGUCACACGAUCCAAUUCGACAGGGAGGAGAUAGGGACAGAAACUUGAGGCUUUACAUACCGUCAGUACAUUGCCUCCUACGACGGCUGCGGAUUCAGAUGGCGACAAAAGACUCUUUGGCGGUAUGCGGACUUUGAUCGGCUUCAGGCAACCUUGGUUCAGAGGAAUGUCGGCAGAAAUCAGACAUCGUAGGCAGUAGAUGAUUGCUGAGUAGGUGACUGC